Messenger RNA from Neurospora crassa OR74A, 2438 nucleotides. It is a transcript of the gene acd-2, whose product is annotated as acyl-CoA dehydrogenase. Gene Ontology annotation, molecular function: flavin adenine dinucleotide binding; heme binding; acyl-CoA dehydrogenase activity. NCBI's taxonomy places the organism in Eukaryota, Fungi, Ascomycota, Sordariomycetes, Sordariales, Sordariaceae. The coding region runs from base 613 to 2172 and encodes 519 amino acids. The record is from RefSeq and is a predicted model, not a curated record. The transcript is spliced from 2 exons.
UGAUGCCGUGGUUCCUUGUCCAAACCGCCAGGGACACAUCACAUGCCGGAUGCGCCUCCAACGCUCGAUGAUACAACUGGAGAAGGACAAGACAGUCCAACCAAUCAUGAACAAGAUGUUGGAGAUUGGAGACAUGGUCCCGUGCUCCCCACAUUCUACAACCCCACGAUCCGCCAGCGAGCCGAGGCAGACCGAUCGAUGCCCGGCCUCUCGUUUUGGGUCUUGUUGAAGCAACACCCGCCGUUUUGGGCUGGGGAACCGAGAACCCGAGCAAAAGGAAGAUCCCGAGAGGUCGACGGCUUCGGCACCCAAGAACCAUUCGGAGCCAUUGAGGUGCAUCAAGCCCCUGCCUGCUGUUCCGCUCCUGGAGACAAUGUUCCGCAGCCAUGUGUUCAAUAAAAGGCUCCUCAGCUACCCAAUCCACGGUGUGCUGCUUCAGUUGUGUCUUGAUCUUUUGUUUCCAGUUUGACCCUCAUCAUCAUCAUCUUCUUCUUCUUCUUCUUCAUCCUUCUAUUUCUCCUCUGGGACUCAAGUAGACGAAUCGUGUAAUUCUUGUUGUUUAUAUUCAGUCCUCCACAUAUAUACCCAUACACAUAUACACAUAUCCCCAAAAUGACCAACGUAUUAAACGUCCCCGACAAGACCUUCACCCGCGAGGAGGUCAAGAAGCACAACACCGAGGACAGCACGUGGUUCAUCAUCGACUCCGUCGUCUACGAUGUCUCCGAGUUCCUCGACGCCCACCCCGGUGGUGAGGCCGUCCUCCGCCAGGUCGCCGGCCAGGACGCCACCUCGGCCUUCUACAACCUCCACAGGCACGAGGUGCUGAUCAAGUACAACGACCUGGCCAUCGGCUCCAUCAAGGGCGAGAAGCAGUCCAUCAUCACCCCGCGGCCCGGCGACCUCUCGCCCGUCCCCUACGCCGAGCCCCUCUGGCUCACCCCCCAGUUCAAGAGCCCCUACUUCAACGACAGCCACCGCAGCCUCCAGAAGGCCAUCCGCAAGUUCACCGACGAGGUGAUCGCCCCCGAGGCUCUCGAGAAGGAGCGCACCGGCGAGCUCAUCAGCCAGGACCUGAUCGACAAGAUGUCCAAGGCCGGCAUCUUGCACAUGCGCAUGGGUCCCGGCAAGCACCUGCACGGCGUCAACCUGCUGGACGGCGCCGUCAAGGGCGAGGAGUUCGACUACUUCCACGACAUGAUCAUGGCGCAGGAGCAGGUGCGCGUCGCCUGCCGCGGCUUCCAGGACGGCAACAUGGCCGGUAUGGCCAUCGGCCUGACGUGCAUCCUCAACUACGGCGACAAGAACCCGGCUCUCAAGAAGCGCAUCACUGAGGAGGUCUUCGCCGGCAAGAAGAAGAUCUGCCUGGCCAUCACCGAGGCCUUUGCCGGCUCCGACGUCGCCGGCCUGCGCACCACGGCCACCAAGACCCCCGACGGCAAGCACUACAUUGUCAACGGCACCAAGAAGUGGAUCACCAACGGUGUCUUCUGCGACUACUUCGUCACCGGCGUCAAGACCGACAAGGGUUUGAGUGUCCUCCUCAUCGAGCGCGGCGAGGGCGUCGAGACCAAGCCCAUCAAGACCUCGUACUCGCCCGCCGCCGGUACCACCUACAUCACCUUCGACAACGUCAAGGUGCCCGUCGAGAACUUGCUCGGCGAGGAGAACAAGGGCAUCUACGUCAUCCUCUCCAACUUCAACCACGAGCGCUGGAUGAUGGCCUGCGCCACCAUCCGCUACAUGCGCCUCGUCGUUGAAGAGUCCCUCAAGUGGUCUCACCAGCGUCUUGUCUUUGGCAAGCGUUUGAUCGAUCAGCCCGUCAUUCGCCAAAAGUUGGCCAAGAUGAUUGCCCUGUGCGAAUCUCAUCAGUCUUGGCUCGAGACCAUCACCUACCAAAUGAACCACAUGCCCUACUCGGAACAAGCCAAGCACCUCGGCGGUCCCAUCGCCCUGCUCAAGAUGUCGUGCACGCGCGCCGCCCACGAGAUCGCCGACGAGUCCGUGCAGAUCUGGGGUGGUCGUGGCCUGACCCAGACCGGCAUGGGUCGCGUCAUUGAGAACUUUAACCGCGGCUACAAGUUCGAUGCCAUUCUCGGUGGUGCCGAGGAGGUCCUUGGCGAUCUUGGUGUCAGGCAGGCUAUGAAGUUCAUGCCCAAGGCUGUCUUGUAAGUCUCAAGGGUUGGAUAAGAAGAAGAAGAAAAAGAGAAAUAAAACAAAGUAAAAAAGGGGGGACAGGGCAGGAUAGGAUAUGAUGGCGCCGAGGCCGUGAAUGGACGGUGGGCGGUGUUGAUGAUGUAGUCUACAGUCCAGUGCUGGCUUGCUUGUUACUACCUAGCUUGGUACCUAGGUACCCCGUUGUUGCAUGAAUAGCGCUCGAUUUCUGUUAUUUACUUACACUACUAUCAUGGUCAUUCUGGACACCACCUUUGGUCGUG